GAGAACACGAAAUAUCGCAUGAAAACGUAACGAGAUUUUCCCACUAGUUUACACCGUGACUUUGCCAGCAGAAGCAGUCAAAUUCGCCAAAUUGUUUGUUACAUCUUCAUCUUGUGCAAUUAACAUUUUUCACUCAAUCACAAGAAAAUCCCUUAGUGACUUCGCGUUUGAGGGGGAAGAGUGUCGCAGAAUUCCUCAGUGAAAAUUAGAUCCACUAAGUUCGUGGCGAUUGUUUUUUUUUUGGUGAAAAAAAAAGAGUGAGAGUAAAGUGUGGAGAAGAUGGAUGACGAUGGAAGUCACAAAGUUGAGCUUUAUAUAUAUGAUUUGACCCAGGGGAUGGCAGCCGUUAUGUCCUCAAUGAUCUUGGGUCGACAUAUCGAAGGUAUUUGGCACACUGGAGUUGUUGUCUUUGGCAGAGAGUACUUUUUUGGCGGUCAAGGGAUUCAGAGUUGUCCUCCGGGCGGAACCGUUUUGGGAGCACCGCAGAAAGUUGAGAAAAUUGGUGAAACAUUCAUCCCAUUUCAAGUUUUUAAGGAUUACGUUCGAGGAUUAGCUGAAAGCACCUUCAGGGGCUCCUGCUACAAUCUCCUGAAGCACAACUGUAACACAUUUUCAAACGAUUUGUGCCAGUUUCUCUGUGGCAUUUCAAUUCCUAAGUAUAUUUUGGACUUGCCGCAAGAAUUUCUCGGAACACCUUUGGGACAGACUCUAGGACCCUUAAUUGAGAGUAUCAGUGCAGGUGGUGAAAAUACACAGCACUUCUCUUUCGAGCCCCAGAUAACAGCCCGUGAAUCAAGUCCGGGCUUUGAUGAGCUUAAUAGUGAAAUAGAGCAAGCACGUUUGCAAUCAAUUGCUUUGAACGAACGUAGGAAUACUAUUAAGGAGAAGAUCGCCAAGAAGGAGCGCAAAAAAGAGAAGAAGAAGCGCAAGUCGCAGGCAAACGGACAUAUCAAUUCAGAGAGUGAUUACAGUUCAAACACCGGCAUGUCUGAGGUGGAGGCCAAUAAUGCGGAAGUCAAUGGGGCCACAACGAAUGGCGAUGGAGCCAUUCCGUCUGAGAUGCUCCCGAGCGAGAAGGUGCUCGAGGAUGAGGCCAAGGAAAAACGUGAAGAAGAGGAGAGAAAACGUCAAAGGGAUCCGCCCGUGAUUUUCAACAAUAUUGAUCCUAAAGUUGAGCUUGAGGCUCUUGUUAAGCUCCUCGAUGGGAAGCUGUCUAAGGACGAUGAAACAUCAAUUGAAGAGCUACAUCAGUAUCUUCUGGAAGGUGAAGGAUCAUGGGCCCUUAGCGAUGGAUUCCUUGUAUUUGCCGAACGUGUUCUUCGUGAUCCAGGCAUUUCAACAGAGACCCGAGUGCAUUUGCUUAGAGCUUUAGCCAAUGCCGCCCUAAAAGACGAUGUGAUUCUCCUCCUUCACCAAGACAGACGCGAUCACGUGCUCAUGAAUUACGCUCAAGAUAUCGAUCGUCAUUCACCUGAAGAACAACAAGCAAUCGCACUUUUCAUGUGCAAUUUAUUUGAGAACUCCAGCUCUUCCGAAUGGCUUCUCUAUAUUUCUGAGUGGACCUACAACAAUUCCCAAACAUCGAAUAUUCGUGCUUCAACAAAAGUAGCUGUCCACUGUCUCUUGGCUUCCUGUCCGACUCUUCAGGACUAUGGCACAGCCAUCAUUCACAAUUUGGCAUGCAAGGAGGUAAAAACUGUGGUGUUUGACGAUGUUGCUGUUGAAUUAGCUAUGGCUAUUCUUCAGUUCUUCAACUCCAAGCCCAACGAGGAGCAUUUAUUCAGAACAAUCAAAGCUCUUGCUCGUUUUGUCACAGUUUCCCCGGAUGUGCCGCAAUUGGUGCAAAUGAUCGGACCAAACCCGUCUACUUUCAAGGGUACCAGUGAACGUGUCGAUCAACUAAUUGCACAAGUUGCAAAGAAAAUUCGUUAGAUUUAAAAAUAAUCUCCUUAAAUUCUAUAUUUAUUAAAUAAAAAAAUACAGCGUGAAAAAUACAAAAAAUAAAAAAAAAACAUCUUCCCAUAAAUUUUCUUUUUCAAACAGAAAAUUUCUUAAUUUAAACUGCAUUAUUUCAAAUAUGAGUUUUUUUUUUUAAAUUUUUUUAUGUACAUAAGAAACCAAUAAUGUCAAUUUUAAUUAAAAAAAAAAACACCUUCAUUUUGUCACUUUUUAUAUCAAUUGAUCUUAUUUGUAAUAAAAAUUACUGAGUGUUAAA
Molecule: messenger RNA, 2215 nt
Organism: Phlebotomus papatasi
Lineage: Eukaryota; Metazoa; Arthropoda; Insecta; Diptera; Psychodidae
Exons: 8
Coding region: 280-1932 (550 amino acids)
Biological process (GO): protein modification by small protein removal
Molecular function (GO): peptidase activity
Source: RefSeq, a predicted model, not a curated record